Messenger RNA from Glycine soja, 2479 nucleotides. RefSeq names its product beta-fructofuranosidase, soluble isoenzyme I-like. Gene Ontology annotation, biological process: carbohydrate metabolic process. Bases 268 to 2160 code for a protein of 630 amino acids. Gene Ontology annotation, molecular function: beta-fructofuranosidase activity. The record is from RefSeq and is a predicted model, not a curated record. The transcript is spliced from 7 exons. Lineage: Eukaryota; Viridiplantae; Streptophyta; Magnoliopsida; Fabales; Fabaceae.
UAUGUAUGCAUUAAAAGAAGCCUACCUGUUCAUCCCUUUAAUUUGCUUCUUUCUCCGUACGUGUUUGCUCAAUCUCCAGUUAGAUUAAUUGGAACCACCAAUCCAACUUCCCAUAUCGUAUCAUUAUCAUUGGUUAUCCAUAUUCAAUUAUACACUUCCUUUUUUUUUCUUCUAUAGUAAUUUUUUUGUCUAUAUAAGUUUCAUUUUGUCAUUUCUGCUCAUUAACACUACAGUAUAUAGACACCCACCAACACAACUAAUUCAUUCAUGGCAGCCAUGAACCCUGAUCUUGAGCAUGCUCCACAAAUUCCCUUGCUGAAUCCUCCAACAGGGGAAAGUGGAAGGAGAACGCAAAAGGGUACCCUUGUUUUCAUUGUCUCGAUCGUUUUCCUAUUGUCAUUUAUCAUCAUAAACCUUCAGAGCCAUGAGCCCAGCUUAGAAAACAAUAUCACAACGGUGCCAUUACUACCUAUAGCUAGAGGGGUCGCUGAGGGUGUAUCAGCCAAGUCAAAUCCAUAUCUAUCACAGAAAGCUUCAUAUAAUUGGACAAAUGCCAUGUUAUCUUGGCAAAGAACAGCUUUCCAUUUUCAACCUCAAAGGAACUGGAUGAACGAUCCUAACGGUCCAUUGUUUUACAUGGGGUGGUACCAUAUAUUUUACCAAUACAAUCCUGAUUCAGCCGUGUGGGGCAACAUAACAUGGGGCCACGCUGUAUCCAGAGACUUGAUUCACUGGCUCUACCUUCCCAUUGCGUUGGUUCCAGAUAAGUGGUUUGACAUCAGUGGUGUAUGGUCAGGGUCAGCAACCCUUUUGCCAGAUGGCAAAAUCCUAAUGCUCUACACGGGUAACACCGAUCGAAACGUGCAAGUCCAAAAUCUUGCGUACCCCGCCAACCUAUCUGAUCCCCUCCUCCUUGAUUGGGUCAAAUACGCUAAUAAUCCCGUCUUGGUGCCUCCACCAGGCAUUGGGCCAAAAGAUUUUCGUGACCCAACCACUGCGUGGAUUGGGCCAGAUGAGAAGUGGAGGAUCACUAUUGGGUCAAAGCUCAACAAGACAGGUCUUUCGUUGCUUUAUAAAACCCAAGAUUUCAUCCACUAUGAGCAAAGUGAUCGCUAUUUGCAUCAAGUCCCGGGUACCGGCAUGUGGGAGUGCGUUGACUUUUACCCGGUUUCAGUAAACGGGCCUAACGGUUUGGAUACAUCUGAAAAUGGGCCAGAUGUGAAGCAUGUGUUGAAGGCUAGUUUGGAUGACACUAAGGUGGAUCAUUAUGCAAUUGGGACCUACUUCAUUGAAAAUGAUACAUGGGUGCCCGAUAACCCGAAUGAGGAUGUGGGUAUCGGGUUGAAAUUGGACUAUGGGAGAUACUAUGCGUCAAAGACAUUCUAUGACCAACAAAAACAAAGAAGGAUCCUGUGGGGUUGGAUUAAUGAAUCAGAUAGUGAAACCGCUGACUUGAAAAAGGGUUGGGCAUCUCUCCAGACUAUUCCAAGAACAGUUGUGUUUGACAAGAAGACUAGAACUAAUUUGCUUCACUGGCCAGUGAAAGAAGUAGAAAGCUUAAGACUUAGCAACUCCGAAUUUGAAGGAGUUGUGGUUAAACCUGGCUCAGUUGUGCCACUGGACAUAGGCCCGGCCACACAGUUGGACAUAUUUGCUGAAUUUGAAAUCGAAGAUUUAGCAUCCAAAGGAAUUGGCAAGGACAAUGUAGACUGUGGAAAUGGAGCUGUUGACAGAAGUGCUUUUGGACCAUUCGGUAUUUUGGCUAUUGCAGAUGACCAACUUUCUGAACUAACACCAAUUUAUUUCCAUCUUUCUAGUACUACUAAAGAUGGCAGUUUAACCACUUCCUUCUGUGUUGAUGAAACUAGGUCAUCAAAGGCUCCUGAUGUUUCAAAGCUCAUUUUUGGAAGCAAAGCUCCAGUUCUCAGUGAUGAAAAAUUAUCAAUGAGGGUAUUGGUCGACCAUUCUAUCAUUGAGAGCUUUGCUCAGGGAGGGAGAACAGUGAUCACAUCUAGAGUUUAUCCAACAGAAGCAAUAUAUGGAGCUGCAAGAUUGUUUCUGUUCAACAACGCGACGGACAUAAACAUCAAGGCCUCGCUCAAGAUUUGGCAAUUGAACUCAGCUUUCAUACGCCCCUUCCCCUUUGACCAGAAGUUGUGAAAGUCAAAGCUAUGGAUGCACAUUUGCAUUAUAUAUUUUGUAAACGGUUAUUACUAUUGCCCCAGCCAACUAAGGAAACAAUGAAAGUCUUGUGGCAUCAACAUGCAUAAAGGCAUAAAGCUGAUAAGUUUAAUUAGCUUGAGUUAUCCUACAGCUUGUAGGCAUACCCAUGCCAUGGAUAUCCAUAUUAUUUGGAAUUUGUCAAGAGUCAUUAAAGUCUACCACUAGAGUAAUUAUAUACAAAAGAGCCUUCUAUUGUUUUAUUUUAUUUUUAUCUUAAUUUUCAUAUCAUAUUAUAUACAUAUCAUUCUUACACUUC